AUUCUCUCGGAUCACAACGGUUCAGACGGUAAUGUGCAAGAGGAGUCGUGCAGCAUCUAGAUAUAUGCAAGCAUUCUUCUUCCUUAAAUUGACAGAAUCAACUUCUCACAGCCCUUCAAUGGCGUCACCCAUGAAAAAGUUUGCGGCCAGCGAGGUCGUGUUGCAUAAGCAAAAAGAGAAUCUGUAUCUUCUUAUUCAUGACAAGGUCUACGACGUCUCGAAAUUCAUCGACCAACAUCCAGGCGGGCAGUCAGUGCAACUCGACCAAGGUGGGUUCGAUGCCACUGAAGCUUUCGAGGAGGUUGGCCAUAGCGAUGCCGCGAUCGAAUUCAUGAAGACCUUGCAGAUCGGAGUAUUGGAUCGCCAGCCUGGAGACGAGAAGAUCCUGGUUUCGUCAGGAAGCGCAUACAAAAACUAUACAAAGGCCCCCAGCAACCCCAGCCAGUGGGGAUCGUUGCGUUUUCUCUUUGCUUUUGUGGUUGCAAUUGCAGUUUUUGCAGCAUGGACAGGGGUUCAGAGAUAAGCUCGCUUGAGCCAGUUAUGCCGUCCACACACUCGAUAAACUCCAAUGCAAUCUGUCUAGUGGCAUCCUGUUGCACGGCGGGACAAAGCUAGUGAAGAUGCAUACCCUCAGUGUGAGUAGCAACCGAACAGAGCGGGCACGGGCAGUGGAAUAGCGUAACGAUGAAGUCCCUAUUGCAGCAGGCAAGUUGGGAACUGGGAAGAGUCGGCAAUGUACGGAAUUAGUGGGGAAUAAGCUAAGGGUGCCUGCAACAACCAAUCUUGAGUGCGUGAGUGGUCAGGUAGCCUGUUCAAUGAUGUACAGGGAGAGUCUGAAAUUACUCAGGAUGUUGAAACUACCCAGGAUGACGACACCACUGGGACGAAACCACUCAAGCCGGCGAAAUCACUCAGAGUCCAAUUAGAUUGGUUAUCCUUCUCCUACAGUGGUUUGCAAAACUGGCUUCCCUAUAGAACACGC
This is a messenger RNA of Mytilinidion resinicola, 982 nucleotides long. Its product is annotated as putative cytochrome b5. Bases 119 to 523 code for a protein of 134 amino acids. Lineage: Eukaryota; Fungi; Ascomycota; Dothideomycetes; Mytilinidiales; Mytilinidiaceae. Gene Ontology annotation, cellular component: endoplasmic reticulum membrane; intracellular membrane-bounded organelle. Gene Ontology annotation, molecular function: heme binding. The transcript is spliced from 4 exons. The record is from RefSeq and is a predicted model, not a curated record.